AUGAUCAGGAAUACGGGCGGGAAUCUCUCUGCGACUCCCCGGAGUCACUGGCUCGUGCCGUCCACAUAUCAAUUGCGCUCGUGUCACUGGGAAAUUUCGUCCAAACGCGCCUUCCUCAGUUGCCAUUCCGCCUGCCCUCAGGAAACAUCCCUCUCGGCGAGUCAUGACGAAGUUCUCGUCCUUCUGCGCAUUUCCGCAUCACCAGAGCGACCACUGGAAGCCCAGGAACUCCGGCGCAGAACCAAAGCCGCGGCGCCAAGUGAGCCCCAAACGGUGCAGAUCCGCAAUGCCAGGGAGAGAAGUCGCGUGAAGGCGGUGAACGAGGCUUACGAGAAGCUCCGCCAGGUGGUGCCAGCGAUAUCAAAUCGCCGGAAGCGCGUGAGUAAAGUCAAGACGCUGCGCAAGGCGACGCAGUACAUUCAGAGCACGUCGCCCAAUAAUUCCAUCAUCUCUUCUAUUGAUUAA
Phlebotomus argentipes is the source of this 465-nucleotide messenger RNA. RefSeq names its product achaete-scute homolog 3-like. The record is from RefSeq and is a predicted model, not a curated record. The coding region runs from base 1 to 465 and encodes 154 amino acids. Gene Ontology annotation, biological process: regulation of transcription by RNA polymerase II; developmental process. Lineage: Eukaryota; Metazoa; Arthropoda; Insecta; Diptera; Psychodidae. Gene Ontology annotation, molecular function: RNA polymerase II transcription regulatory region sequence-specific DNA binding; protein dimerization activity; DNA-binding transcription factor activity, RNA polymerase II-specific. The transcript has 3 exons.